Molecule: messenger RNA, 5383 nt
Organism: Chironomus riparius
Lineage: Eukaryota; Metazoa; Arthropoda; Insecta; Diptera; Chironomidae
Source: the annotation of a GenBank genome assembly
AUGGAUGAUCGGACUGUGGAUACGAUUUUUCAAGGAAGUUUGGAAAACUUGCCGCCAGUUAGCUCCAAAAUUGUCAGAAUUUUCACAAGUUCAACAUUUACAGACACGUUAAUGGAACGCAAUAAUUUGAUGUCAAAAUGCUAUCCAAGAAUCAAGGAAUAUUGCAGAGAGAAGCAUGGAUUGGAGUUUCAGGUUGUAGACAUGCGAUGGGGUAUUCGUGAUGAAGCAACAGACGAUCAUAUGACGACUGAACUUUGUAUGAGGGAAAUUAAAAAUUGUCAAAGAUUGAGUAUGGGACCGAAUUUCAUCACAUUUUUGGGACAAAAGUAUGGUUAUCGACCUAUUCCAACAUACAUUCCGUCUGCAGAGUUGCAGCUAAUAAGAGAUGAUCUAGAUGCUUCUGGAGUUGAUGUUACCUUGCUUGAUCUGUGGUACAAAAAAGAUUCCAACUGCGUUCCACCAGUUUCUAUCCUUCAACCAAUAUCUUCAAUUUUAAUCAACUUUAUCAACAAAAGAGUUCCGAAAUUACAAGCAGAAGAUCAGGCAAUUUGGUGGGAUACUUUGACUAAAAUGCAAAAGCUUUUGAGAAAAGGUUCAAUGUCAUUAUUUCAACAAGGAAAGAUAGACAAAGACACAAUGCAUAAUUACUUCAUGUCUGUCACAGAACGUGAGAUUAUUAAUGGGCUAUUGAGUGUCAAAAACACAAAGAAUCACUGCUUGGGCUACGUCCGAUACAUCAACAACAUUAAUCUUCAGAAUCUCAAGAAAGCUUCAAACUUUGUCGACAUCAUCAAUAGAUCCCUUGACACGGAAGCAGCAAAAUAUCUUUCGGAUCUACGUGAUGUUCGCUUGCCAGCAAGACUUGAGGAAUCAAACUUUCAAAGAUAUACAAUUGAAUGGAUUGGCAAGGAAGGAAUUGAUGUUGAGACACAUGAGGAAUAUUUGAAUCAUUUUAUUGGACAUUUCUACAAAAAUAUGGUAAAGCUAAUUGAUCGAGCUAUGAGAAAGGAAGAUUCAUCACCACAAGGACAGAUUGUGACUGAAAUUUUGCAGCAUCUUCAUGCCUGCAAUAAUUCUGUCAAAAUAUUCUAUGGACGUGAAGAUACAUUGAAGCUAAUUGAGAACUAUAUGUCAGGUCCAUCAGAUAAGCCACUUGUCCUUUACGGUGAAGGUGGUUGUGGCAAGACAAGUAUGUUGUCUAAAGCAGCAGCAUUAACAAUGGAAGUUUGGUUUAGUGACUGUAAACCUAUUAAUAUAAUUCGAUUCCUUGGAACCACACCAGAUUCUAGUGCACUUACUCCAACCUUAGUCAGCAUAUGUCAACAAAUAUCUUACAACUUUAUGAUUCCAUUUGACACAAUUCCAGAUGAUUUAGUUCCACUGACUGCACAUUUUAAGCAACUUUUGACUUAUGCAAAUAAGAAUCAGCCUUUAUGUCUGUAUUUAGAUUCUGUAGAUCAGUUGACAGGCACACAAGAUUCUAGUAAAGUGUCCUGGCUACCAACACGACUUCCACCUUACUGUAAAAUCAUCGUCUCAUGUGCAAAUGAGGAAGCAAAUCCAGAAGUGUCACAAGAAUAUCACUUACUGAGACGAAUGAUUGAUGCACCAGAAAAUUUCAUAGAAAUUACAGCACUCGGUGAGGAAUUGGCAAUGAAUGUCAUUAAAAUGUGGAUGGAAACGGCAUGUCGUGACUUGACAAACUUCCAAUGGCGCUUAGUAUCAAAUGCAAUUGCAAAAUGCUCACUUCCGAUUUUCGUCAAAUUAGUCUUUGCUGAAAUUUGUCGUUGGAGGAGCUUCACAAAGCCACAGGAUACGCACUUAGCAUCGAAUGUUAUGGACAGUAUUUUUCUACUUUUUGAGAGAGUUGAAAAGCAACACGGAAGACUGCUUGUAUUUCAUGGCUUAGCUUAUAUUACAGCCUCUAAAUCUGGACUAUCAGAGAGUGAACUUGAAGACUUGAUUUCGUUAGAUGAUAAGGUUUUGGAUGAUGUUUAUCAGUACCAUUUGCCGCCGGUUAGGCGAAUUCCACCUUUGUUGUGGACGAGAAUAAGAAAUGAUUUACCAAACUACUUAAGUGAACGCGAAGCUGAUGGCGUUAAUGUUAUGAAUUGGUACCACAGACAGUUCCGUGACACGGCAAAAGAGCGAUACUUUAAAAAUAAAAAUAUGGCAAUUUAUUUCCACUCAAUGAUUGCCGAUUAUUACCUUGGCAUUUGGGGUGGUGGACGUGCAAAGCCAUUUAAAUACACGGAAAUUCAAAGGCAUCGAUUUAAUUUGACUGACAAGGAAGGCAUUGCGGAUAGAAAAGUUCCUGAUCAACCGCUCGUCUUCUACAAUAAGGAAGGAAAAGUUUGUCGAUAUAAUUUGAGAAAGUUUGGUGAACUUCCAUUUCAUUUGGUGCGAUCGAGGAGAUUCACCGACUUGUAUAAGAACGUCCUGUUUAAUUACGAUUGGUUACAUGCAAAACUGUCCUGUUGUCCUCUUCAAGCAGUCUUAGCUGACUUUGAAGACGCCUCCAUGAAUGUUGAAGAAGCAGAUGCCAAACGUGAAUUAAAUUUGGUUGCAGACGCUCUCAGACUUGGCGGUGCUAUCCUUACGAAUCCGGAUAUGUUAGCAUCGCAAUUGAUUGGUCGAUUGCUUCCUGAAAUUGGUGGAAAUCCAAAUAUUAAGAUGUUGCUUGAGGCUUGUGAUGGAAGUGGACCGAAACAUAGUGCAUUGAUUCCUAUUAAUCAUUGCUUGCAUACACCCGGUGGGCCAUUGAAAUAUUCACUUGAAGGACAUCAAUUUGCAGUCUUUGGAUUUUGUUUAACUACUGACAUGCGCUAUAUGGUUUCAAUAUCCACACGAUUUAUUACAUGGGAUUUAGGAACGUCAGAUUUAACACGCGAUGUCAAUCCAGGAAUUGAAGGAAUAAUGCAACAAUUGGUGCUUAGCAAAGACAACAAGUGGGCUGGUGCCUAUACAAAUAAUAGUCAAUGUGUCUUAUUAAACAUGCUGUCAAGUGAAUUUAACAUCAUUAAUAAUCCAUUUGACGAAAAUGAUGAAGUCCAUGGCGUUUACUUACUUAAUCAGGCAUUCUUUAUUUACUCAAAAUUGAAAUUUGUUAGAUAUGACAUGCGGGCACAGCUGCAAGAGACUUACGAGUUUACUGAUCUGAAUGGAGCUGAAUGGGAGUUGCUAAGUAUGGAAUUUUCAAGUUUUAAUGAAUUUAUCGCGAUCUUUUGGUCUGGAUCGAUUAGUGAUACUCGGUUGAGGAUGCAUACUGCUAAGCAGGGCAUCAACACAGACCCUGUACUCUUCCACUCAGCAUGUGCUAUGAAUAAAGAUCGCAACGUCAUGUAUUGCUGUAUGAAUCAAGACACUUAUCAAGUUUCAAAGCUGAUGUUCACAGUUAAUGAUGAAGUCGGUGAAGCUGAAUGGAAAUUAAUUGAGGAACUUCCACGAUAUGAUAAUGAUGAGAAGGAAAUGCUUAUUCAGCUUAAGCUUGAUCAAAUUGAUGGUCGCUGGUUGAUGGGAACUGCUGCAAAUGGCUUUGUCUUGUGGGACUAUUCUGAGGAAAAUCCAAUUCAUCCUGGCGAGGCGAUUUACUUAGCAUUGCCGCAUGGGGUUAGAAAUAUUUCUACUAAGAUGAUGCAGAGUAAUUCGAUUAUGAUAAGUUCGAAGGUUGAUUAUGCUGUGGCUGGUGUUAGGAAGAAUUUGUAUGUUUGGAGCUUAGAAAACAAGCAACUCAUGAAAGUCCUCGACGCACAUUUUGGAAGGAUUAUGCAGCUAAAUUCGCUGACCGUAGGCAACUGGAAUUGCUGUGUUACUUCAUCGAUUGAUCGUUCUGUCAAAGUCUGGAAUAUCAACAAUAUAUUUGAACAAGUCCAUGUCAUUGAUCGUCUAGAGCUUCAAAUUGAUAACAUAAGCUUGUCCAAUGAUGGUGAAAUUGCUUGCACAGUUACACGUAGUUGUGUUGGCGUAUGGGGGAUAUUAGAGAAUAGAUUGCUCUCAAAACUAGCUGACUCACCCUUAGGAGCUAUCGUUACUCACGCUGAAAUCACACCAAAUGGUAAAUACAUUGUGUCAUCAGAAACUGGAAAAUUGAUCAUUUGGAACCGAAUAACAGAGCAAGUGUUAUUUAAAGAUGACCAACCAGGCAUCCAACAAAUAACUUUACUUGAAGAAGGUGAAAAGGUCUUGACAGUCUCUUGCAAGGAAUUCAAUUCGGCAAAUCAGCUUGGAAAUGAUGAGCAGAGAUUGACGGCUAAGGCUAUAGUUCGUAGCAUUCCUGAUGGUGAUACUUUGUAUAAGUUUGAGUUUGGAAUCAAGUCAAUUCCUGGCAUUCCAUUCAGACAAACUCACGUGUCAGCUGAUGGACAGUACAUUAUAGCAACAUCGGUUGAUAAAAAUGGAAAGGAUGCACUAUCCAUUUAUAAUGCCGAAAAUGGCGCACACAUUCACAAAGUCUCACUUCGUAGCUGCGGCAUCAAGGAAAAUGUCUUGAAAGUUAUAUCGUUGCCUCACAAAGCGACUCAAGUUGCCGUGAUAACAAGUGAGAAGGGAAGCAUCAUUGACAUUAAGUCGAAGAAGUACAUUCGAUCUGUUCCCAAGUGGGAUGGAAGUUGCACUAAAGAUGGGAAGUUUGGAUUGUAUGCUCCGGCUAGAGGCGGUCUCGAUCUCCUCGAACUAAAGAAAGGAACAACAGUUAAAACCUUCAUUCCGAAGGUAGCAGAAGGUGUCUUUACAGUCAUCUGCAUGUUUACUGACAACGAUGAGUAUGUCCUCUAUUAUCACAGCGGUAGGAAGGCACUUCGUGUAUUCCGUACCAGUGACAGUGAAAUGAUUGCAAACUAUAAGAUGCAGGCUGAAUUGACAUCUAUUAAGAGCUCAAAGGAUGGAAAAUGUUUGGUCUUGGGAACUAUUGAUGGAUGCUUGUCAGUGUUCUGUAUUGCUGACUUGCAGAAGCCGGAAACGAAGGAAUAUUUGCAGCAGUUGCCGUCGAGGGAUGUCAAUUGGAAGAAGAAGCUAGCAAGAAUGAAGGCUAACCAAAGAUUCCGAGCAGCUUUCCUCACGAUCACACUAGUCUCAAAAUUCAGCAGUCUCCACGCAAAUUCAGAAAAUAAUGACAAGCAAAAAGCACAAGAAGCAACUUAAAUAACAUUUAUUAGUCCUGUAUACCUGUUGAGCUGUUGUUUAAAAGUCAAAAACUAAUAAAUUAUUCUAUUUUAUUCAACACAAACCAAGAGAUUGAUAGACUUGUCUAGUCUCGUGAUUUAGUUUGUUGACCCUCUUUAUUUUUCAGUCUGAGUCGACAACAUUGUUGACUGACAACGGAGGAAUUUUGAUUGAAAAUAGCUUUCCAAUUGUUGCAUAUUUUUUUUCGGUGGCAAUUUGCAUG